UUUUUUUCGUAUUAUACUUUGUUAAAAAUUUCGGUGAAUAAUGAAUUAUUAUGCAAGGAGUCAUGUUAAGGUUCUAUCUUGGCUUUACAAACAAAAUAUGAGUGAUCUACAAAAAAAUCCAGCAGCAGACUCGGAAGUCUCGAUAGUCUCUAGUAGCUCUCAAAUGACAGUACUCUCAGAAGCAAGCGCUCAAGUAAUGAUGGAGUCUAUGCGGUCAGUAAGUCAGCAAGAUAUUUUUGAAACUAAUUGGAGCAGAGCUUUUAAAGAUGUAGCGCACGUAAUUAUUGAACGGUGGCAGAAUUUGGCCAGGAAAGUUAUUUGGGAUAUUCUUUUUUUAAUAAUUGCUGAUUGGCUGAUUCCUGAAGAUAUUUUCCACGGACUAUUGUGA
Messenger RNA from Ceutorhynchus assimilis (cabbage seed weevil), 388 nucleotides. NCBI's taxonomy places the organism in Eukaryota, Metazoa, Arthropoda, Insecta, Coleoptera, Curculionidae. The record is from the annotation of a GenBank genome assembly.